AUGACUGAGUCAGGUGAAAUACCCAAAGCGAUAAGCAAUCUCAUUGAGUUGGAGGAACUUGUUCUUUCUGAUAAUAGUCUUAGUGGUUCACUUGAUACGGAGAUCAUCAACAUAUUAGGGCUGAGAAUAAUUGAUCUUUCAUCCAAUAAUCUAUCAGGAAGCCUCCCACCAAACUUAGGUUCUAUAUUACCCAACAUUGAAAGACUUUUCUGGCAUGCUUCCUGCCUCCACAGGGAACUUUCCACAUCUCUUAGAACACUUUUCGCCCUCAGUUGUAAAAUCCAAGUGCGAAUUCCAGAUGAAGUUGGGAGCUUAAGUAGCUUAUUAGACCUUAGAAUUUCUGGAAACAACUUGGUUGUAUCGAUUCCCAUAACAAUUGGCAACUUGAGAAAGCUUCAGCACUUCGACUUGACUAAUAACAAAUUAACAGGAUUUAUUAGAGAUCAUAUAUGUAAAUUGCAGCAUUUGGGUGAUAUUUACUUGGGUAAAAAUAAACUUUCAGGAUCUCUUCCUAAUUGUUUAGGGAAUAUUACUUCCCUUAGGGAGAUACAUCUUGGUUCCAAUAAAUUGAGUUCCAAUAUACCACCAAGCAUAGGGAACCUUCAAGAUCUAGUGGUUCUUGACUUAUCGCCAAACAACAUGGUAGGUUCUUUACCUCCAGAAAUUGGAAAUCUAAAGGCUGUGACAUUGAUAGAUCUGUCAAUGAAUCAAUUCUCAAAAGAAAUUCCGAGAGAAAUUGGAGGAUUACAAAAUCUGGUGCACCUUUCUUUGACACACAAAAAGUUGCAAGGAUCUAUACCUGACUCAAUGAGCAACGUGGCAGGUUUGGAAUUCCUAGACCUUUCUGAUAACAAUAUGUCAGGAACUAUUCCCAUAUCUUUGGAGAAACUCCAAAACCUGAAGUAUUUCAAUGUUUCUGUCAACAAGUUGUACGGUGAAAUACCCUCGGGGGGUCCUUUCAAGAACCUCUCGAGUGACUUUUUUCUCGACAAUGAAGCAUUGUGUGGUUCUUCAAGAUUUAAUGUCCCACCAUGCCCCGCUUCAUCAAAGCUCAGAUCAAAUAGGAAAAAGUUGAUACUUUCAUUUCUUUUUCUCGCAAUUGCAGUUGUAUUUGUUCCUAUGACCUUUGUGCUCCUAUGGAUAAGGUAUAGAAGAGAUAAAAGUGUUCCUCAGCAAGCUGACUUAUUGUCUACCAUAUCAAGAGAAAGGAUUUCAUACUAUGAACUUCUCCAAGCCACUAAUGCGCUUAGCGAGAGUAAUCUAAUUAGUUCUGGAGGUUUUGGCUCGAUUUACAAAGGCAUUCUCAGAGGUGGAACGGCCAUUGCAGUUAAAGUGGUCAACCUGCAACUGGAUGCGGCAUUCAAGAGUUUUGAUACGGAAUGUGAAGUUUUGUGUAGCCUUCGCCAUAAGAAUCUCGUAAAAGUCAUUACUAGUUGUUCCAAUCUUGAUUUCAAGGCUUUAGUGCUCGAGUAUAUGCCAAAUGGAAGUCUUGAGAAGUAUUUGUAUUUGCACAAUUACAUCCUCGACAUCUGGCAGAGACUAAGCAUAAUGAUAGAUGUGGCAUGUACAUUGGAAUAUCUCCAUCAUGGGUGUUCUUCGCCUGUGAUCCACUGUGAUCUGAAGCCUUGUAUCGUCUUGCUGGAUGAGGAUAUGGUUGCCCGCCUUAGCGACUUUGGCAUUUCAAAACUGCUUGGUGAAGAUCAGGGUGAUUUGUACACUAAAACCUUAGCAACAUUGGGGUAUAUUGCGCCAGAAUAUGGACGGGAGGGACUAGUUUCAACAAAGUGUGAUGUCUACAGUUAUGGGGUCAUGUUGCUGGAAACGUUUACCAGGAGAAAUCCUAAUGAGUUUGAUGGAGAUCUUAGAUUGAAGCAAUGGGUGAGUUAUUCACUUCCUGGAGCAGUAAUGGACAUCGUAGAUGCCAACUUGGUAACCCAAAGGGGUAGUCGACUUACAGAUGGAGCUAGAUGUUGUGGCAUCAAUAAUAAAGGCGGCAUUAGAUUGUUGUGCUGA
Molecule: messenger RNA, 2013 nt
Organism: Capsicum annuum
Lineage: Eukaryota; Viridiplantae; Streptophyta; Magnoliopsida; Solanales; Solanaceae
Product: probable LRR receptor-like serine/threonine-protein kinase At3g47570
Exons: 4
Coding region: 1-2013 (670 amino acids)
Biological process (GO): protein phosphorylation
Molecular function (GO): ATP binding; protein binding; protein kinase activity
Source: RefSeq, a predicted model, not a curated record